Messenger RNA from Drosophila gunungcola (fruit fly), 2634 nucleotides. RefSeq lists its product as uncharacterized. The transcript is spliced from 5 exons. Gene Ontology annotation, molecular function: protein binding. The record is from RefSeq and is a predicted model, not a curated record. Bases 550 to 2415 code for a protein of 621 amino acids. NCBI's taxonomy places the organism in Eukaryota, Metazoa, Arthropoda, Insecta, Diptera, Drosophilidae.
UCGACGCGAUCGGGUGUGCGCGCACUCUCUCCGUAUAAUCCAUAGUCGACUUCGUAAUUAGUUCUCUUGGACCUUCUUCCACUAACCUGAUCGGGAAAACGGAUAUUCCACUCCUACAACCUACGUGAAUUUGUGUGUUUUGUUUACCUAUUCCAUUCGAGAGUAAAUUUCCUGUAUCCUCCAUAAACCAAGAAAACGCACAGAGGAAACUCUAUAAUUAAUUAAACUGCUGCAAGCGGAAAAAAUAAACCAAAAAAAUUAAAACUAAAUGUGCCGAUCGCGUUUUAGUAACGGUUUCGAUGCGGUUUCAAACAAUCGGUUUAACCAUUGACAUCAUUGAUUUAUGUCCCAAGUGUAAAUAAUUCGCACAAUACAAUACACCAAAUUGAGGCUUUCCUCCCUCCGCAAAAACAAACCAAUCAAAUGCAAUGAAAUGAAAUGUUGCCAUUGAUUUGCGCACAUUGCCAUUGUUCAGAGUUAUUGGUUGACUUUUAACUGGGAUCCGUACUUUAAGUUGAGCUGUAAACGAAGACUGCCGAGUUUCCCAUCAUGGACACCGGAAGUGUGGUUAGUGAACCGAUUUCCGCGCAUCAUCGCGCCUUCGCCAAACAGAAGUCCGCCUCCAUGACCAUUCUCAAUCCGAAGGGUUGUGGCAGUGCCGUCAAGUACAGUCUGCACUCGACUGCAGAGACGAACCAGGAGACUGCCAGUACCACCACCACCACAAGCCACUGUUCCACAACUGGAAGAAGGCGAAAGGGUGGUUCCCUGGGUGGUACUCUCUCCUCGCGAUCCACGCGCAGUGAAUCCAAGGAACUGCGAUCGGCUCUUCAAGAUCGGGAGGCUGUCAUCCAAAAUCUGCGCAUUCAGCUAUGUCUGGGCAAAUUGCCACGCCCCACGGGGCCACCUUUGGAUGAAUCCGAAAAGCCGGCGGCUGAGCAAAAACUAAACAGACUGAAAACUGAGGCGGAAAAUAAGCGAAUUAAGAUCAAGAAUCUGAAGAGUGCCCUUGAAAAGCUGGACAUCACAGACAAUAUAGACAUUCGCAUACGGCAAGCCGAGUUGGAGUAUGCACUUGGCAGAGAAGAGCUCCAGAUGCUUUCGAUUGUAGAGGAGGCUCGUGCUUUGCAGGCCAGGCUGGAGAAAUCCAAGCCCGAGGCCCAGACGCUAUACAAUAUUAUUAGUUCUGGCGUCACACUGAGUCUACAUGCCGUACAUGCCACCUCUGGAAGAUGGGCAGCUCAACAGAGAACCGAUCAACCGGGAUACUAUGUAGAAUGGGCUUUAGAGGGCGAUGGUUUGUACAAAGGCGAUCGCAUCUUAGAGAUCAAUGGUCGUCUGGUCACCGGAAAAUCCAAAGAAGAGCUGCAGAAACAAGUGGGAAACUCUGGCAAGUGCCAGAUGGUGGUACUGCGCAAGAAGUCCGUACCCAUACCACAAAAGCAACUGGAUCAGGAAAAGGAGAACAACAUGAGGCUGCAGCAUCGCAUAUCGUACCUGGAAGAGCAGGUGCGGGAGCUCCAAACAGUGAAGGAUCAUAAUCCUUCCCAGCAGCAGCAGCAUCCACAUCAGCAACAUCAGCAGGCAUCCUCCAAUCAAUCUCAACAUGUGACCAGCAUUAGUAUAUCCUCACCACCUUCAACGCCACCUGAAAAGCCACUGAUCUUUCAGCGGGGCAACUACAUAACCACUUUGGUGGGUGGCAAGCCCAUCGAGCUGAUGGGCGACGACUUAGCCUCCACUCAAACUCCGCCUGGUCAUGUGACCAAAACGCUGAUCAAGGAGAACACCCACAUCGAUUUCAGGGAUCGUCUGCCGCACAUGUACUCCAUGCCCUCCAAGUCGCUGUCCGCCUCGAAAAUCUCGAUAAAUAGCGAUUCCGCCUAUAUGCAGCACCAUCGACGCGAGAAGGAACGCCAUCGUCAGCAUCGGGAGCGCCCAAGAGAUCCUCUCCAGCAACAGCAGCAACUGCAUCGCGAACAUCUCAUGACCACGCAUGCGCGCAGUGUGGAGCAUCUUAAUCAUUAUAAUGGACUUGAUCGCCGCCGUGACACGCCCCGUCAAAGUGAAACGCACACUUUAAAGCCCCGCCUCCCAAGCGAUAUGAGAAGUGUAAAAUCCUUGGAUUUCGAUAGCGAAAACGAAUCGAAACCCGCUACAGAGACGCGAAAUGCUCGACCCACUCCGCCCAAGAAGCCGCUGCGGUUGUCCCUGCAACGAGCCCAAAGUCUGCAGACCGUAGAACUUCAUCCCUGUGCGGAUCUCGAAAGAAAGCGACCCAUGAAAAGGGUUCACCACAAUAAUAGCAACAACAAGGGUGGUGGAGGAUCACCAACGGAUGGGGGUCAGACAAUGCUCAUCGAGAACUGCACUCCCAUGCACACUGCCUCACUGGGCAGACACAAGCUGAUAUAGGGAUCGAAAUCCAACCAAACUUAGUGUAAAUCAAAGUAGUUUAACCCUCGACCGUCACCAGCUGACGAUUGGACCCAAAAAACAGGCGGACAUGUGCAAAAUUAUACUUAAAUAUACAAAUAAAUAAACAAAAACCCAAAUGGGUUGUAGUAGUAGCGUAAUUUUAGUAUUGUACUUACAUUUUAUAACAAUAAGUAGGGCUUGGCUAUCAUCUUAUAG